Messenger RNA from Phalaenopsis equestris, 913 nucleotides. Its product is annotated as 33 kDa ribonucleoprotein, chloroplastic-like. The transcript has 3 exons. Gene Ontology annotation, molecular function: mRNA binding. Bases 230 to 610 code for a protein of 126 amino acids. NCBI's taxonomy places the organism in Eukaryota, Viridiplantae, Streptophyta, Magnoliopsida, Asparagales, Orchidaceae. Gene Ontology annotation, cellular component: cytosol. The record is from RefSeq and is a predicted model, not a curated record.
UUUGAACUCAAAAUGGACUAGAUGCUUGGAGAAUGUUUCAAACCAUUGGUGCAGUGCCUGUUGGAGAUUGUAGAGAGAUUUGAGGAGAUGGCACACUUUAUGGGGAUGAUCUCGGUCAAUAUAUCCUAGAGGUUAGCACAUGAAGAUAGUGUCGUUGAGCUUACCAUGAAGAAAGGCAUUGGAGGCGUCCACCUGAAGUAGUUGCCAUUUAUGAUGAAAAGCUACUGUUAUGAAGGAAUUUUCUGGAAGGAUCAUUAGAGUUGAACUAGCAAAGAGCUUUAAAAAACUCUACUCUACUCUAGCCCCUACUAUUACUCCCAAGAGUGAGGCAAGAAACUGGAUCUAUGUAUCAAAUCUUGCUUGGAAUGUAAGGUCAGGUAAUCUUAGGGAGUUCUUCGCAGCCAAAUUCAAGCCUGUGUCUGCUAGAGUGGUUUUCAAUGGCCCGUCAGGGGGGUCUGCUGGAUAUGGGUUCGUUUCUUUUGCCACUAAUGAAGAAGCAGUGACAGCUAUUUCUGAAUUGGAUGAGAAGGAACUCAUGCGAAGGCCUCUUAGGCUGAAAAUUAGUCAAAAGGAUAGAGCUGAUGAACCUAACACCAGUCCAGAAGGCUAAAUCAGACGUCAAUCUUUAAGUUUUAGAUAGCCAAAUGGCAACAUCGCCCCUUGCUAGACGAAAGUGGAGUUUUGGUUUGAGCUUGCAGCGAACAAUUCUAAUGCUUACAGAAAGCUGAAAUGGAGAAGAAAUUUUUACUUGUUAUCAGUUGAAUUUUCUGCAGCAUAUUUCUACUGGUAUCACUAUCAAAAGCCUGCCUUUUCAUGAACUUCGUUUUUUUUUUUCAUUAUAAAGAUAACUAGUUUUCUUAUGUUUCAAAAGCUAAGCAGAAAUUGUGGCUGUAAAUGUAUUCAUUUCCUUCUU